AGAAGAUUAAAAAAGGAUGAUAAUCACUUAAUGCCCAAAGUUUCAAUUAGAAUAUGAUUUUAGUAAGAGUAAUUUUAUUUUAUCUGAUAGUCAUUGUGUUUUUGCCUCCAAAUCUAGAGUGAUAAAAUGUAGCUUUUUGUUGGAUUGAAAAAUAUACCCUAAGUUUUAGGCUAAAUUUGCUUUUAGAGUAAAAACAUUCACUCGUAGAUCAUUUCGAUUUAAACUGAAUUUUAGCCCAAUGAAUUAUACUCAAAAUCACGAUUAUCAAACACAUACUCAAACAAACAAAGUGUUUUCAUUACUUGAUUUUCUCGUUACUACUUAUCAAUCAUAAUGAGUUGAUUUGACUGUUGCAUGUGGUUAUAGGGAGUUUUCGGUGUGUAUUAAUACUAUUAAGAUGGGUUAUGGAUGUUAAUCUCUUUAGUUUUGAGUGAUGGAAAAUGCUUUGAUUGGAUUAGCAUCCCAGUGAGUGAGUGGAACUUAAGACGUUGAUUUUGGAUUCAAUUUCUUCAUAUUUAAGAUACACAAGAGAUCAAAAGAGAGAUUUCUAUUAUGAAGCUAGUCAGACAUCCAUAUGUUGUUCGCCUGCAUGAGGUUCUGGCAAGCCGUACUAAGAUUUAUAUCAUAUUGGAGUUCAUCACAGGUGGUGAAUUGUUUGAUAAAAUUGUACACCACGGGCGUCUUAAUGAAGCUGAAUCUAGGAAAUACUUCCAACAGCUUAUUGAUGGUGUAGAUUAUUGUCACAGUAAGGGAGUUUAUCAUAGAGAUUUAAAGCCUGAAAACCUUUUACUUGAUUCACUUGGAAAUAUGAAGAUUUCAGAUUUUGGUUUGAGUGCUUUGCCAGAACAAGGGGUUACUAUGCUUCGGACAACUUGCGGGACUCCUAAUUAUGUAGCUCCAGAGGUACUCAGUCAUAAAGGUUAUAAUGGUGCUCCAGCGGAUGUUUGGUCGUGUGGGGUUAUCCUCUAUGUUCUAAUGGCUGGAUAUCUUCCUUUUGACGAGCUUGAUCUAACCACGUUAUACAGUAAGAUUGACAAAGCAGAGUUUUCAUGUCCUGCUUGGUUUCCUGUGGGAGCAAAAUCUUUGAUACAGAGAAUUUUGGACCCAAACCCUGAAAAUCGUAUAACCAUUGAGCAGAUUCGCAAUGAUGAGUGGUUUAAAAAAAGCUAUGUUCCUGCACAUCUCCUCGAGUAUGAAGAUGUAAAUUUGGAUGAUAUAAAUGCUGCAUUUGACAGUGCUGAGGAUCAAAGUGAUAAUCCGCAAUCUGAGAUUGAGGACACGGGUCCUCUAAUUCUUAAUGCAUUCGACAUGAUAAUGUUAUCUCAAGGCUUAAAUCUUGCAUCAAUUUUUGAUCGUGGACAGGACUCAAUGAAGUAUCAAACACGCUUCGUCACUCAAAAGCCAGCAAAAGUGGUUUUAUCGAGUAUGGAAGUUGUGGCACAAUCAAUGGGAUUUAAGACGCAUAUUCGUAACUAUAAGAUGAGAAUAGAGGGUAUUUCAGCAAACAAGAAAUCUCAUUUCUCAGUUAUACUGGAAGUUUUUGAAGUUGCUCCGACAUUUUUCAUGGUGGACAUUCAGAAAGCAGCUGGAGAUGCAAGUGAAUAUCUCAAGUUUUACAAGAAUUUUUCUAGCAACCUUGAGGAUAUAAUCUGGAAAUCGCCUUAUGAAACAAGCAAAUUAAAGACCUCCAAGGCUAGAAGCAAAAAACUGUAGUUUCAUCGCCUGUGGUAUCGUAUGUUCUCUGAUUAAAGAGAAAAGGGAAGAAAAAGAUCAAGUUGUGGAAAAUGGAACGAGAAAAAAAAUCAAGUUGUGGAAUAUAUAUAUUUUUGUGGAAGUGUUUCAAGAAAAACCUGAGCCUUGCAUAGCCAGCUCGGCUAACUCACCUCUUUAGUAUCUAUAACCAACCCAGGCCUUUUCAGUAUACAUAGAAGAGAAGAUUCAAAUUCGAAAGAGAAAAAGGAAUCAGGUGUAAACUGUAAUGACAAAAAUAGAAAGUUUGGUGUUUGUAAAUUUCUUUAUGCAAUCCUUUUAUUUUUUGGCUCUACGUUACAAUGUAUCCAGUACGUACAGUCAAAUGAGUGCAGGCUUUGAUUAUGUACUAAUAGUUUUGACAGUAUCAGCUUUUUUUUGUUGAAGAGUAUCAGUUAACAUUGUUGUAUAUUGAAGUGAAUGAGUUAUUUUAGUUCAUGUGUUUUCUA
Molecule: messenger RNA, 2198 nt
Organism: Cicer arietinum (chickpea)
Lineage: Eukaryota; Viridiplantae; Streptophyta; Magnoliopsida; Fabales; Fabaceae
Product: CBL-interacting serine/threonine-protein kinase 8
Biological process (GO): protein phosphorylation; signal transduction
Molecular function (GO): ATP binding; protein serine/threonine kinase activity
Source: RefSeq, a predicted model, not a curated record